Messenger RNA from Podarcis lilfordi (Lilford's wall lizard), 15794 nucleotides. The record is from the annotation of a GenBank genome assembly. NCBI's taxonomy places the organism in Eukaryota, Metazoa, Chordata, Lepidosauria, Squamata, Lacertidae.
GUGUCAUGUGAUCGAGCAGGAAGUGGCGGCGGCUGAGCGCUCUGUGCGCGCGCGUGAGGGGCGAGCGGCCAGAGGCUGGGGCCGGCGAGGAAAGGGAUGUAUGAAGAGAAAAGCAACAGCUGUCAGACAACGACACCUCUGAGAGGCUGAAGGUGCGAGAGGUGGGCUAGGAAGGCCCAGGGUCCCGAGUUCAAAUUUCACCGCAGCUGCAGGAUAAUAAUAAUUAUUAUUAAUAAUAAUAAUAAUAAUAAUAAUAAUAAUUUUAUUAUUUAUACCCGGCCCAUGUGGCCGGGUUGCCCCAGCCACUCUGGGACGCUUCCAACACAUAUAAAAACAUAAUAAUCAUUCCGGGAAGGGAAGCUGUGAUUUCCUGUAGCCUCAAGGUGCCUGUUGAGGCUGCCGGCUUGUCUUCUGUGCCUUUAACAGCAGCUACAUAUACAGAAAUGUAACAGGUGAAGAUUUUCCUCAAUUGAAGAUAAAGCUAUGCCAGAAACUAUGUGUUGGGCUGCUUAUAAAGCGCCUACCCAACAAACUCUUUGCAAUAAGUUGAUAAUAAUACUAAUCCAUGUUAGAAGGUUGUACGGAUAACGGAGAUAGGGUAUCUAAAGCUCUUUCAACACUUGACCUGUGCUAUAUAAAGGAUAAUUACUUAUUAUUCUAUUACACAUACCUGCACAAGAUUGGCCAAUUUGUUCAUUUCAGUCAGUUUAUGAAACAAUCGGUCUGAUGUUGCAGUUUUGAUUUCAGCUAGUUUUCAGGAGGAAAGACACAACUGUGUGCAAGAGGGAGAAAUGGAGAACAAUAGUGUGAAUUUGGAGGAUGUGGAGUUAUAUUUGUUAAAAUAAUGUGUUGAGUUUCCCUUUCUUCCUAUGCAAAAUGCAAUGGGGUAUAACUUAGUUCCCUAGACCUUACUUGGCAGGUAUUAUCAAAUAAUGUUCUUUAGGAUCCCUGUCCAUCCAACCCCUGGCUGUCAGCAGCAGGGCUUCAUGCAGCGGCAUAGCUGAUGCCGCUUCCAGAGCCCUGCACUCUUGCUAGCCAGGGCAGAAGGUAGGAGGAGCAAAGAAAAAUACCCUUUUUGCUACACCAGCUCCUAUGUUUUUAUUGUCCGAUUUUGUUUAUUUGCAGAUGAUUUACAAAUGCUUAGAUGGGCUGUUGUGUGUGUUUGUAUUGUUGAUUUUGUUCAUCACUUACGAAAAUGCCAAAAUAAAACAUUACUUACAUAGAAGAAGGUAAAAUUCUAAACUUUUCAUACUCUUUAAAUAUUAUUGCAUAAUUUGGAGCUCUUGUCUCAAAAUGCUUCAGAUGCCAUAAGCCUUUCAGCUUAUUCAGCUGAGACAAGGGAAGUUUCUUAAUAAACCUUCUACAUGAUGGAGAGCGGAUAGGUAGGAGUUACUCUCCUCUUGUAAGACCGGAACUCUGACAUAUCCAGUGAAGCCGAACGUUGGAAGAUUCAGGACUGGCCAAAAAAAAAAAAAAAGCAUUUGUUUUCAUAGAGCACAUAGUUAAACUAUUAAAUUGAUUCCCAGAAGAUAGGGUGAUGCCACCAACAUGGAUAGCUUUGAAAGAGGUUUAGACAAAUUCAUGGAGAAUAAGGCUAAUAAUGACUACUAGAUACAAUGGCUAUCUUCUGCCUCUGCUCUCAAAGGCAGUAUGCCUCGGAGUACCAGUUCCUGGGAAUCACAAGUGGAAAAAGUGCUGUUACACUCAGGUCUUGCUUGGGGCUUCCCACUGUGAGGAAAGGCUCUUCUUACGUUCUUAGGAUCUUAGUUUAAAAUGUUUGUGACAUUCAGUUCUGCAGGUGCUUUAAUGGUUUUAUUUGGAAUAGCAAUGCAAGAAGAUUAGAUUAGGGCCUCCAGAAUAUUGUUCAAGCAUGUACAGAAAAAACACAAUUUCAUGCAGGUUACGUAAAGCAAAGCACUAAUAGCCUAUUGGGUGUUGUCAUGUUCACUAGUAAUAAAACAGAUGCUGCUGUUUUUCUGAAAGGAUGUACUUGAUAAGUUUUUGCUUUGCUGUUCAAAGGGCACUGAUGACAAGGCAGUGGAAUGGAGUCCAGGUGCUGUAGUCAGCCUGCCCGGUGGGCCAAGCCAGCCAUGUAUACAUUCCUUCUAGGAGGUACCUUUGUUACCUUGGGAUCAAGUCGUAUCCUUCUAAUGAAAUACUCUGCCAAUGAAGGUAUGCUUGAAUAUUUAAUUCUAUAUGGAUAACAACAUGAUUGAUCAGCAUGCUAUCUGUCUUCAUGCUCUCUACUAGCAUGAGGCUACAAUAUUAUCAGGGAAUGUAAAUAGUCCUAAUUUUUUAAUCAGAAUUACCUGGCAAUCUGUUUUCUUUCUUCAGAGCCAUGAAGAUCAGUUGUAAUAAGCCCUCUGUGUAGUCAGAUAACUUUUCUGUGAUAUCAAGCAGAACUACCAGCAUUUCUUUUAUGUCACUUGAUAUAUUUACCUGCUCCUUGUGAGGAAAAGGGUAAAAGAGCAUGAGAUGCAUGAUAAUGGUGAUUUGGGGGAGGCAGGACAAUGUGUAGACUACAGAAGCCUUACCCCUUGAACCUCAAAGCCCUUUUUUAAAUCUACCAAGCUUUCUAACAGCAACAACAUGAAUAUUUUCAUGCAUUCUUCACAGCUGUAUGGCAUGAAAACUUAGUUGUUGCAUAAAAAUGAAGGCAGCAGUUGCUGGUAUUCCAAAUCCUACAUCUGCAUCUGUGUUGAAGAUACAUGCACACACAGGCCACCUGUUGCUAGUUUUUUCGGUGUAGAUAUUUGUAACAUACUGUAUACCCUCUGUUUUCUCAGAUAACCAGUAUGAUUAUCUUCCUGCAACUGUGAAUGUGUGCUCGGAAUUAGUUAAGCUGGUGCUCUGUCUGGUAAUGGCACUCUGGGUCACCAGGAAAGGUAAGCUGUUACGGUCGGGUUCUUACACAAUAUUUAGCUACAAGAAUGUCCUCCCUAGUUGCUUGCUAUGUAUCAGUGGAAUUUAGGCAGCUAUAAGAUGAAUCUGUCUUGCAUUGUCUGUACUCACAAAAUAUGGGAUCUGUGAGGAUGCAGUGUUGCUCUGCUGAAAAGUACUGUUUUGGGAAGUGCUCCAGCUCAGUGGUGUGGGGUGCAUGCAUGCAGAUGGUUCUGUGUUCAGUCCCUGGCAUCUCCAGGUAGGACUGGGAAUGCCUGCUGUAUAAAACCAUGGAGUGGCAUAGCUAGUCAGUGUGAACAAUAAUGAGCUUGAUGAACCAAUGGUUUGACUUUGUAUAAGGCCGCUCUCUUGCCAUUAGUAGCUAGUCACAUGCUGCCUUUGAACUUAGGAGUUCUAUAAAGUCAUUGAUAAACCUAUUCUUCAUGAAUUUUACUAAUUCCCUUUUAAAGCUGUGUAGCAUUCAAAGCUAUUACUUGCCUUGUGGGCCGAAUUCAUGUUUCAUCACAUGAUAAAAGUGCAUACAUCGUGACUUUUCAUGUGGAGUCAUUUUUGGGUGGAGGUUUGUUUGAAAUAGUGCUUUGAAAAACUUGACGAUUGCCACAACAGAGAGAACACUUGCAAAGUAGCCUUUUCCCUGAGGCAAGCUAUUUCACACAAAUGACUCAAAAUACUGAAUAUAUGUGGUAAAGUUCCCAUUUAAAUGCCUUUAACACAUUAGGAAAUCAGUCUUAGCAAGAAGAUCAAGAACCCAGUGACUGGAGAUUGAAUUUCAAAGAACAUGACUGCAAGCAUUUAGUCAAAACAUCUUUUCAGGAAAGCAUGGUAUAGUUUCAUAUUUGAGCCUGCCCAAGAGAUUCCCAAACUGUGAAUUUAUUUAUUCAAGGAUUGUGCCUCUUUAAACCCAAGAAUAAGGGCAAAAGCUGGAGUGGGGGGCUUGUUCCCCUCUAGACACUGUAGACACAAAGUCAGAAAAGCUAAAGCACAGAAUGAACUCAGGCUUGCUAGAGAGGUUAAAAGCAACAAAAAAGGCUUUUAUGGGUAUGUCCGUAGCAAAAGGAAGAACAAAGAAACAGUGGGGUCACUCAGAGGAGAAGAAGGUGAAAUGCAAACAGGGGACACAGAAAGGGCUGAACUCCUCAAUGCCUUCUUUGCCUCAGUCUUCUCCGAUAAAGAAAACAAUGCCCGACCUGAAGAAUUUGGAGCAAAUGAUUCAGCAAAGGAAACACAGCCCAGAAUAACUAAGGAGAUAGUACAAGAAUACUUGGCUAGUUUAGAUGUAUUCAAGUCUCCAGGGCCAGAUGAACUGCAUCCAAGAGUAUUAAAAGAACUGGCAGGUGUGAUCUCAGAACCACUGGCAGUCAUCUUUGAGAAUUCCUGGAGAACAGGCGAAGUCCCGGCAGACUGGAGGAGGGCAAAUGUUGUCCCUAUUUUCAAAAAGGGGAAAAGAGAGGACCCAAAUAAUUACCGCCCAGUCAGUCUGACAUCAAUACCAGGGAAGAUUCUGGAGCAGAUCAUUAAGCAAACAGUCUGUGAGCACCUAGAAAGGAAUGCUGUGAUCACCAAUAGUCAGCAUGGAUUUCUGAAAAAUAAGUCAUGUCAGACUAACCUGAUCUCGUUUUUGACAGAAUUACAAGCCUGGUAGAUGAAGGGAACGCAGUGGAUGUAGCCUACCUUGAUUUCAGCAAGGCAUUUGACAAGGUGCCUCAUGAUAUUCUUGUAAAGAAGCUGGUAAAAUGUGGUCUUGACUAUGCUACCACUCAGUGGAUUUGUAACUGGCUGACUGACCGUACCCAAAGGGUGCUCAUCAAUGGUUCCUCUUCAUCCUGGAGAAGAGUGACUAGUGGGGUGCCACAGGGUUCUGUCUUGGGCCCGGUCUUAUUCAACAUUUUUAUCAACGACUUGGAUGAUGGACUCAAGGGCAUCCUGAUCAAAUUUGCAGAUGACACCAAAUUGGGAGGGGUGGCUAACACCCCAGAGGACAGGAUCACACUUCAAAAUGACCUUGACAGAUUAGAGAACUGGGCCAAAACAAACAAGAUGAAUUUUAACAGGGAGAAAUGUAAAGUAUUGCACUUGGGCAAAAAAAUGAGAGGCACAAAUACAAGAUGGGUGACACCUGGCUUGAGAGCAGUACAUGUGAAAAGGAUCUAGGAGUCUUGGUUGACCACAAACUUGACAUGAGCCAACAGUGUGACGUGGCAGCUAAAAAGCCAAUGCAAUUCUGGGCUGCAUCAAUAGGAGUAUAGCAUCUAGAUCAAGGGAAGUAAUAGUGCCACUGUAUUCUGCUCUGGUCAGACCUCACCUGGAGUACUGUGUCCAGUUCUGGGCACCACAGUUCAAGAAGGACACUGACAAACUGGAACGUGUCCAGAGGAGGGCAACCAAAAUGGUCAAAGGCCUGGAAACGAUGCCUUAUGAGGAACGGCUAAGAGAGCUGGGCAUGUUUAGCCUGGAGAAGAGGAGGUUAAGGGGUGAUAUGAUAGCCAUGUUCAAAUAUAUAAAAGGAUGUCACAUAGAGGAGGGAGAAAGGUUGUUUUCUGCUGCUCCAGAGAAGCGGACACGGAGCAAUGGAUCCAAACUACAAGAAAGAAGAUUCCACCUAAACAUUAGGAAGAACUUCCUGACAGUAAGAGCUGUUCGACAGUGGAAUUUGCUGCCAAGGAGUGUGGUGGAGUCUCCUUCUUUGGAGGUCUUUAAGCAGAGGCUUGACAACCAUAUGUCAGGAGUGCUCUGAUGGUGUUUCCUGCUUGGCAGGGGGUUGGACUCGAUGGCCCUGGUGGUCUCUUCCAACUCUAUGAUUCUAUGAUUCUAUGAUUGUCAGACUCCAGCUCCCAUUAGCCUGAGCCAGCGUGGCCAAUGGUAAGGGAUGAUGGGACUUGUAGUCCAGCAAAGUUUGGUGGGCUGCAGGUUAGCCACCCUUGUGUAGAUAUGAAGCAAAUUAAGAGUGUUUAACUGAUCCCCCCCCCUUUCUUCCCUAUUUACUCCUUUUUUAGGAGGUUAUUCUCAUAGUGGAUUUGGCUGUAGCUCAUGGAGGCAAUUGAAUAGCUACAUUAAGUGGUCAAUUCCCGCCUUCCUCUAUUUUCUGGAUAACCUGAUUGUCUUCUAUGUCUUGUCCUAUCUCCAGCCAGUAAGUCACACUUUAGAAAUUCAAUGUGCACUUUAUGCUCAAGGUUUUUGUAAACAGAGAAUGUGUCCCAUACUAUACUUACUAUUAACUUGAACCAAGUUAUGGUCAAGUCAACGAGACUGCAGGGAACCUCUUUUUUUCACUUUUUAACCUGUUGAGAUGAACUAACAAUAUCUCAGUAGCUGAACUGGAUGCUUAGGGUAGGCUCUGCCAGAGCUAUAGUACAGGAGGGGAUGGAUAAGGAAAUGUGUUUUUCACUUGGUUUAACAAAAACUUGUAUGCAAGAUCUAAUAGCUAGUAAUUAAUCUUAAGGGAAUUGACACCAGUCUUAUCUGGAGUAUUGUGCCUAGCUAUGACCCAGUGCAACAGGGCAGGUUCAGAGGGUAUGUAUAGCCUAGGUUUGUUUUUAUUUUUAAAUGGGGACAGUAGCAUGUCUCUCAAACCUACAAGUUCAAGGAUGGGCUAUCUUCCCCAUUUAAUUGAGCCAUGGUGAAAAAAUUCCAUAUGAUAUUAGUCAUAAGGAAAAGAGCUGUGUUCUAGAAAGGUAAGAAAUAAGAGUGGUUCAAACAUAACAGUGGUUCAUUGGGUUGGAAAUAAGCAUCAUGCUAACACAUUUCCCCAAAAAACCUGGAUCUCCAGCUGUUGUUGGACUACAACUUUCAUCAUCCCUAGCUAGCAGGAACAGUGGUCAAGGAUGAUGGGAGUUGUAGUCCAACAAUAGCUGGAGACCUAAGUUUGAGAAACACUGUGCUAACCCCUUCUAAAGAGCCAUACUUGUACCGUAGAAAGCACUCUAUAAAUAUUCAAAAUGAAACAACAUGAAACCAUAGUUUUCAGUCUCAGAUGCAAGAGGAAAUUAUGGUUUCAAAUAACCAUGAUGCAAGAAGAUAGUGAAAGGAGGUGGGGAAGCACAUAGGCACAAACAUCACACUUCUUCUUAUGUUAUGCCUUUUUUGUCAAUUGUCUAAUCUUUUAACAUUAUAAACCGCCCUGGGGUCAUAAGACAAAGAACAGGAUAAAAAGUUUUUCAGAACAAGUUCUCAGCUGUUCUUAAGUCAGGUGAGGUUUUUAGACGUUCUUUUUGCCGUUGCAGACUAAGAAGCAUCAGCUAUGAUAUCAAGAUUAGUGCAGACCUUCCUGAUAAAAGGGCAUUACAGACUGAUUAUCCCAUUGCUAGGUUGCAUUUGGCAUGUAACUUUGCUCCUCAACUUCUUUUUCUCUAGGCCAUGGCUGUGCUUUUCUCAAAUUUUGUCAUUAUAACAACUGCUCUCCUGUUCAGAAUUGUGCUGAAGUAAGUAGCAGUGGAAGCAUGUUUUCAUUAGUCAAUAUUUUUCUUUCUUUCUAGUGUUGGUAUUAGAAUUCACCAAGAUCUCUUUAAAUCAGUUAUAAACAAGAAUAUAAAGGUGUUUGAAAUUUAAAGCAAGCCAAAAUAAAUUCAGAUAUGUAUUAAGUCUUUAUGUGUUAAUGAGCAUGCUAUUGACGCUGCCUGAGCUUGGUUCUUUUUCUUUGUUGGUUGUUCAUAACAAAACACACGUGCUUUGGUCCCAAUGAAUGAGACAGAAUUUCAUUUGAGUAAACUUGCUUAGGACUGGACUUUCAAUAAGCCUAUGCAGCAGGUACAAAUUCCGUCACCAGCAUUACAGAUUAAUUUGAAGCCAAGCACCGAUAAGCCUCCUGUCCUAUGUAUUUAGUUUCCUUCAGGAUUUCUGUAAGAGCUAGUCCUCAGUGUUUCAGAUGGCCCUUGUGCAUUUAGAGUCCCCAAAAUGAUGGCUUUAGUAGUCUUGUCAGGAUAUUCUAGCUGAGCCAUAUUCUACAUAGGGAUGGAUUCUCUGAUAUCCUUAUGUCCACCUUCAACAGUUUCAACAAAUACAAAAUAAUUCAAUCUUUAUACAGUGGUACCUGUAUAAUAGGUUACAUACGCUUCAGGUUACAUACGCUUCAGGUUACAGACUCCGCUAACCCAGAAUAGUACCUCGGGUUAAGAACUUUGCUUCAGGAUGAGAACAGAAAUCGUGCUCCGGCGGCACAGCGGCAGCAGGAAGCCCCAUUAGCUAAAGUGGUGCUUCAGGUUAAGAACAGUUUCAGGUUAAGAAUGGACCUCUGGAACGAAUUAAGUACUUAACCCGAGGUACCACUGUAUUAGGUGAGAGAGAUGGAUGUUCUAAACUGCUGAUUGAAAUCCUGGUCCUUGAGUACAGCAUACCUGCAGUUUUCUGUCUCCUGGUUUAUGUGUUGUAGCACUGAAAAUGUUACUUUUGGGGAGCUGAGAAGAGAUUGUGUCUGUGCAGCUACCUCGGCAAAGAAGACAGGCAGCAUAUUUCUACCCAUGACUUGUGCUGUUUGGGAUUGACUUGCUGGAUGGCUUCGCACCUGUCCGUGUACACUGAGUCUUCUUUUUUUGUCUACACACAGGCGGCAACUCUCCUGGGUGCAGUGGGCAUCCCUGCUGAUUUUGUUCCUGUCUAUUGUCGCCCUCACGGCUGGGACAGGAAGCCACAAGCAUAGCUUGGCCAUGCAUGGGUUCCAUCACGACAUCUAUUUCAGCCACUCUAACAGCUGCCUGCAGUAUGCCAGCCUGGAGGAAGAGUGCUCAGGAAGAGAGAACUGCACGAGAACGUGGCUUUUCCCCAGCUUAAGCUGGAACAUCACUGCUGCCACUGGAGCCCUGAGAACCAUUCCCCUUGGGCUAGGGCACCUGCUCAUACUGGUGCAGUGCUUCAUCUCUGCCCUGGCCAACAUUUACAAUGAAAAGAUAUUGAAAGAAGGAGGCCAGUUCAGUGAAAACAUCUUUGUACAGAACACCAAGCUGUACCUCUUCGGAGCCAUGUUCAACGCCCUGAUUCUGAGCUUGCGCCCUGAAAACAGGCGCCGGAUAGAACACUGUGGGUUCUUCUAUGGGCACAAUGCGUUCUCUGUCGCCCUUAUUUUCGUCACUGCCUUCCUGGGGCUCUCUGUGGCUUUCAUCUUGAAGUUCCGAGACAACAUGUUUCACGUCCUGUCUGCACAGGUCACCACCGUGAUCAUCACCACGGUGUCUGUCUUUGUUUUUGACUUCAAGCCUUCCCUGGAGUUCUUCCUGCAAGCUCCUGUGGUGCUCUUGUCCAUAUUCAUCUACCAUUCCAGCAGCCCUCGAUGUGUGGAAUACACCGCUCAGUGGGAGAGGAGCAAAGUCGGUGGAGGGCCCUGGGAGCGCUCCAAUGGGGUAAGGCUUGGGAAGGGGUUUGUUCUGAGUCCAUUGCGCGGGCCGGCUGACGCCAUCCCACCACCACUGCUGUUGCUUUGAUGUAAGAGUUUGGAUUUGAUAUCCCGCUUUAUCACUACCCUAGGGAGUCUCAAAGUGGCUAACAUUCUCCUUUCCCUUCCUCCCCCACAACAAACACUCUGUGAGGUGAGUGGGGCUGAGAAACUUCAAAGAAGUGUGACUAGCCCAAGGUCACCCAGCAGCUGCAUGUGGAGGAGCGGAGAUGCAAACCCAGUUCACCAGAUUACGAGUCUCACUUUUAACCACUACACCACACUGGCUCUGAGGUUUAGGCUUUAGUGGUUUAGCUGCAGGUCUACCCCUUUGCAAAUGAGUGGCUCUGCUUCACUUGCUUACGGUGCUGCAAACCCAUGCUUUUGUGAGGCACCUGAUGUCAUUGUAGACAUUUCCCAGCCACCCAAGAAUGUUGGCUUGGUGUCAUUGUAAUAGACAUCUGUAGAGCUGAGAAAUGACAAAAUGUGCUGGCAGCAAGCCGGCAACCUGACCCAAACUUAACUGCGCUUACGACUAUUGAUUUCAGUGGGCUUAAUGCUGUGUUGAAUUAUAGCCGCUUCUUUGUGCAAGUGGGCACCAGAGGGCGCUGUUGACAGUUAAAGCUGCUCUUGGGUAACAUUUGUGCACACUUGAAUGAAUGCUUUAUAGUGAUAACUUGGAAGACCUAUAGGAAGAGGGAGCUUUCACAUCUGCAUCUAUGAUCUUGGAUUUCUGCUGGGUUCAGUUCGCAGAUGCAGCUCCCCAAAACAUGUGCAGGUGAUUAAAUUUUUCCAUUAACAAAUCAUUUCAUGACUGUCAAGUCAGAGCUUGUCCUGCUCCUGCUAGAUGCAUCUGUGUGGUACCUUUGCAGAAUAAUAGGGAAUAUAGUUAAAUUUUAUUGUCCUGUUGCUGAACUCAAAUUCUGGAUAUAUCAGUGCAUGUUAAACUCAUCAGCAGUAGCCUAUAAAAAUAUUAUUCAAUUGAUACAAAAAGAGAGGAGUAAACAGUCUUACCUAUUAAUACAUAACAGAGCAAAAGUUUCAGCAGAGAUCUAAGAUAAGCGUAGUAGGACAUAUGGAAAAUAUGUAGGAUCUGUGCUCCAGGGUGCACUCAGAUGUGUUUCCCAGUGUAUUUAUUGAGGUAAGCAUGCAUAGAAUUGCAGCCUUAGCAUCCAAAAGAGAUUUAAAACCCAGCUGCUCGGUUUUAUCACUUUCACUUGAUUGUUUCAAAGUAACCAUUUGUUACAACUGACCUUGCAUGAUCUUCACUCCGAUUAUUUGCUCAGGAUGACAGUAAAGUUUUACUAUGCAACCUUCACAGGCAGCUGCUUGAGCUGCCACCUGCUGCCUGUUUCCAUUCAGCCUUCCUGCUUGCAGUUCAGCUCCUAAUUCUUAAUAAAUGGCUUGUAGCAACAAAUAUUUAUAGACCUUUUAGGCUCAUAAAGUGUUCUUAAUUCAUAGGCAUCCAUAUAAACUCAGAGCCAGCACCACAUAUUUGGAAGACUAGGCACCUGGGCUUCUUUGUGUCCUAGUCUGGUAUUUAUUUGUUUCAGCAUUUGAUCUGAUUCACCCUAGGGGGAUUAACUUUAAUGAACGGGUAGUUCAGAAAAUGAUUUUAUAGUGAAUUGGGAAAGAACAUGCUUCGAAAGAGACACACUAAAGCAUAGCUUUGGCACUAGCAAAGGGCCUUUACGCCAUAUAAUGCGAACAGGUGAAGGUGGGGGACACUGAUCAGCCCAAGAGCUACAGUCUGUCCUGGGCAACCUUCUGAAGGACCCAUACCUGGGGUGGGCAUGGCCAGAGGCACCAAGUGGGUGGAAAAACAGGUGUGGCUCUUGCCUUUUUACAGUAGGCUAUGCAGGUGGCGCUGUGGGUUAAACCACAGAGCCUAGGACUUGCCGAUCAGAAGGUCGGCAGUUCGAAUCCCUGCGACGAGGUGAGCUCCCGUUGCUCGGUCCCUGCUCCUGCCAAACUAGCAGUUCGAAAGCACCUCAAAGUGCAAGUAGAUAAAUAGGUACCGCUCUGGUGGGAAGGUAAACAGCGUUUCCGUGCACUGCUCUGAUUCGCCAGAAGCGGCUUAGUAAAUAAAGCCAAUAAAGUGAAAUGAACGCUGCAACCCCAGAGUCGGCCAUGGUCAGGGGUCCCUUUACCUUUACAAUGAAGCCAUGCAAAAGGCAGGGGUUUCUAGACCCACAUAUUUCCUUCUAGGCAAACAAGGCAUUAUCGCAGCUCAAGGACACAUUCCAGCCAGGCAAAAGCACUCAAGGAGAGUGCAGAGCCAGGCCAGGAAGAAGUGUGGCAUUGGGAGGAAUGUGACCUGGAGAGAGUCCCAAGGAGGCCUUGAAGGAUAGCAUUUGGCCCUCAGGCCCCAGGUUCUCCAGCCUCAACAUAGAUACAUAUGAGUCUGCUAACUCUGGAGUUCUCUCUCUUUCCCCCAGUCACCCACCCCUGAUUCCUGGCCAUAAGAAACCCCAGCUGAAAUGAAAAGAUCUUGCAGCAGUUUCAAAAUAUACCCAGGUCAAGUGAAGCCCAUGAUUGUGGGUCCUGUUACAAGAAUAUUCUAUAAAUUACUGUCACUUCACAAAGCUGAAAUAUUUAGUGCUUACUUCUUGUUUAUUAUCAGUUGAAAAUGUUAACCAAGCAUAGACUAAUGUUGCCUUUUCGCUCUCUUUCCCCUUUCUGUAGGAUGGAGAAGAACUCGAGAGACUUACGAAGCAAGACAGUGACCAUGAUUCGGAAGAAGAGGCCUUAUAGCCUGACUUUGGAUUUUUGAAGUACAGACAUUCUUAUUUAAGAAAAUGAAGUUUUACCCUGGGAGGUGGGGGGAGGUUCGGACCGUGACCAACAGGUGGAAGUUUCUUCUUUCUUAUCACUAAGGUGGGAUUUUAAUUUGUGUUUUCAUAAAGCUGUGCAAGGUAAUAGAUUAACUACUGUGAAGGGGUCUUGAAGAGGGAAGGGACCUAUUCAUAGAGGAUGAGGAUGAUGCUAUCUGUGGUUCUUAAUGAGGACUCCAGGAUCAAAUACAGGUGCCUCUGGAUACAUGUUGUUGGGGAUUAGGAGCCUUCGUGUCCUGCUCUUGGGCUUCUCAUAGUCAUCAGGUUGGCCAUGGUGCGUAGUGGGAUGCUGUGCUUUUGGUCUGAUCCAGCACAGCUGCUCUUAUGUACUUGACUUCUGUAGUUCACGAGAGUGAAGAAUUCCUGCAGAAAGAGCGGUCAGCAAUGGUUGCUAGUUCAGACUGCUUUGGAUGAAGAGACGUAGAACUGGAAGCAUCACUUGGAACUUUCUCACUUGGUUCUUUCACAUGAAUGUAAGAAAGCAUUAACGCUACUGAAGUUAACCGAGGUACCUUGGUUCAGAGCAAAUGUAAAUGAAGAAUCAAUAGAUGGAGCCAUGGAGGUUGUUCAUCUUACAGUAUUCUGGAGAUAAGAGCUGUCAAACUAUUCACAAUUGUAUGCACAAACAUCUAAGGAUUUACUCAUAUUUCAGGGGUAUUUGAAACAGUGUCAAAUGUGUCUUUACCACCAUGUGUGUAUGCUGUUGCCACGCAUGGUUCCUGACACACAUUUCUGUGAUUUGCACAGUUGAAGAAGUGCAUUUGUCAGACGCACAACUAUGCUUUUAGAUGUAUAUUUAAACUGUUUUACAGGAGCAGCUUUAAAGUAUUGGGCUGUCCACAGUGCUAGUCCUACCCAGAGUAGACCCACUGAAAUUACUGGACAUAAACUAGUCAUAGUCAUUAAUUCCAGUAGUUCUUCUCUUGGAUAGGAGUAGCAUUGGAUGCCACUGGUACCAUGUGAAGUGGAGCUCAGUGGUGGAUGCAGUUGCAAUAUAGUAAUCCAAAGCUUACAUAUUGAAGAACACUAUAUACCCUCCUGGUGUUUAUGGUGCUAUGUUUUACUCAUGAAUAUUAGGUAUCCUUAUACUUGAGCCUGAAAGUUGUUGUUGGGAUAUCGAAUGCUGCUUCUAAAGCAAAGGUGGGAAUGUUGUUGGGACUCACAACUCCCAUCUGUUCUACCCAAAAUUGCCAGUGGUAAAGUAAUGGUAGAGUUGCAGUCCAACAACAUUUGGAGGGCAAUAGGUUCCCCCACCCACACUGUGUGGGCUCACAAUGAUUUUCUCCCCUCCUUGUCACAAAACAAAAUUGUCAUCCCGCUGAUGGAUCCUUAGAACCCAAUGCACUUGUUCACAUUUUCAAAUGUGAUAAGUACUGAAUUAGGAGCACAGGGUAUGCACAAGUUCCUUUCAUCUGUGUGCAGCCCUUUUACACGAGCUGUGAAACAAACCAAGAAGCUGCACUUAAUUAUCGCUUCCCAUGACGAUUCCAUCUCCCUGACUAUCGUUAACGGCUUCCAAAUCAGCCAGGAUUCAAAAGCCAACUUUAAACUAUGGUUUCAUAUCCUGUCUUCUUUAGAAGUCACUAACCAUAUUUUCCUAGUUUGAAUGUAUCCGGAAGAUGAUAUAUUAACUGAAACUUCCUGGUUUGUUUCACAGCUCGUGUAAAAGGGCAGCACACAGAUGAAAGGAACUUGUGCCUGUACUGGCCUAUUCUUGCCACUUGAAAUGGCAGGCUGCAGUGCCUCUCCAUAUUUGAUUUUGGCAUAAGUGCCCACUCUGCCUUUUGUCCCUUAGUUUUAUCUCUUGUCCUCUUUAAUGCCUGUCUCUGUGUAAAAUACAACUUUUUUGUGUACUACAACUGUGUAAAAGUGCAGCACAGGGACAAAAAUAUGAGGGAUAAAAUAAAAAGUAACAAAGAACAAUGUUAUGGGCGUAGGCUUAGAACUUUUAACAAUGCCUUUUGUUAAGUAUGAUUCAAGGAAAUGCAUGUUUUGUAAUUUAAUUAGGGUUCAUUCAGGGAUGAGACUAUGUAUAAAGGAAAUAGUGUGAACAGAAAUGGGGCGAGGAGGUCAGGUGUUUCUGAUUUCUAUUCUCUUGUAUUUCUUUUUAGGGGGGGCUACAAUAUAAUUUCAAAAUCUUGGUAAUACUUGAACUGUCACAGCUUCAGUUUUACACCUCCAGCCCAAGUCCCUAUUUGCCAAAAAACAAAGAAACCCAGCAACAAAGCAGUGGGAUGGGAAGAAAUACAGGCCCUUAUCUUGCAGAAGUAGAUAAAUACUCCAGGAAGUGGUGAUCUGAUCACAUAAGCUGCUGCUUCUUAUUGCACAGAUAAUAACUCAUUUUUGUGUCUGUUGAUGGAAAGGUGCAGCUUCUGUGGGUUUCUCAAACUGUUUUAUGACACUCCUAGAACUCAAAAGUAUAUUGGAACAAGUCUAAAUGGAGCAUUCCUUUGAACCUGGCUUAUUUAUUUGAACAGAGUUUGAAAUAAGGAGCUAAUUGCUCCUAAGAGCAGCUUUGAAGCAGGUGUGGUUUAUGUGGACAGUGGUUUUGAUUGUGCUUUAGCUCCUCAUUUGCAUUUGUGAUAGCCUUGCUGGUAAGACAUCUGUUCCGUUGUUUGCUAGUAUAACAGAACAGGAGCUUCCUGGUGUACACUCUUUUGUUGUUGCUAUUCGAGUGCAUUCAUUAAGGAACUCUGCCUGAUUCCCUUAUAGUGCCUGGUGUUAACCAAAAUGUGGGACCUCUUUGUGGUGUUUUCAUUGUUUUACAGUCCACACGGCCAAAUAAACUACAACGUAAAUGGAUUUUGGAUUUUUGUGUGUGUGUGGGACGUGGGUGGCGAUGUGGUCUAAACCACAGAGCCUAGGGCUUGCCGAUCAGAAGGUUGGCUUAGUCAUGCUGGCCACAUGACCCGGAAGCUGUACGCUGGCUCCCUUGGCCAGUAAAGUGAGAUGAGUGCCGCAACCCCAGAGUCAUCCACGACUGGACCUAACGGUCAAAGGUACCUUUACCUUUAAGGCUAGAAGAUGCAUGAGGAAAGACGACGUUUAUGGAUGAUAAAGCAGAAAUCCAAAGCUUAUUUUUUACAAAGUGGCAAUAACACGAAUGGGUAUAUAUGCUGCCAGUAACUGCAUAUGAAUACAGACUGUUCUGUUAAUGCAGUUUUGUGAGCCACAUCAAAUUGCUCCACAAAUUGCAUGCAACUCACAAGUUGGGUAUCCACUUUAUCCCAGGUAUUAUUAAUACCUUGGAUACUCUGGAGUCUCCUGGGGCAAAAGAGGAGUAAAACCUGUGGUGACUUGCCCAAGCAAAUAAUGCCCUUAGUUGUCCCUUUAUUUCAAUCCAGGACACAGCCCGAAGAAAGCUAAAAUACUGAAAAACAGCUUAACCUGUAGACCAGCCCACAUUUUAUAACAGUCCCCUAUUAGCCAAGGAUCAUACAAUACAGGGAGAACAAAUAUUUCUCUAAGAAUACUAAUAUAGGACCAGAGGUUUCAUGGUAACCUUUCCUGUGCCCAAAUCUCCCCUGCAAAUCCCUGCAUGGCUAUUGUGUUAUAUGUGGGGUGGGAUAGAGUACUUUUGUUGCCAUGAUUGGAAAGAAACCAAGCUGCAGCAAAAAACUACCUAGGAUAAUUUUGGGGAGGUGCUGGAAGGCUUAAGUUUCUCCUGCCUUUCAGUCUGUCCCCUUCAGAUGUCCCCC